Molecule: messenger RNA, 3672 nt
Organism: Capsicum annuum
Lineage: Eukaryota; Viridiplantae; Streptophyta; Magnoliopsida; Solanales; Solanaceae
Product: probable inactive leucine-rich repeat receptor-like protein kinase At3g03770
Exons: 7
Coding region: 725-3031 (768 amino acids)
Biological process (GO): protein phosphorylation
Molecular function (GO): protein binding; ATP binding; protein kinase activity
Source: RefSeq, a predicted model, not a curated record
AUUCUGUUUGAAUGGUUACUUAACGUAGUACGUAUUGUUUUAAUAAAUAUAAUGUUCCUCUUACGUCUUUUCAUUGUACAUAAAAAUAUUACUCCAGUGUAGGAAGUUUCCGGUGGUGUGGGGUCUCAAAGCUUAGAGAGUAGUAUGAGAUAUAGUGGGAAUUGCACAGUGCUUUUCUGAGAAAGAGUGUGUGUGUGGAACAGAAAACGGUCACCAUUAAAGCCAAGGACCUCAGCAAGCUUGCAUUGGUCCCCUGUUUUUUCUCCUUGACUUCUUCUGCCGCCUCUGCAUGCACCACUUAAUGCUUUCUCUUUCUCAGCUACUCAUUUUUCAUCUACCCUCCAUUAAUUGCUUCAUUUUAUAACUACUUGUUUCUUGUUCUGCUUCUUCUCUUCUUCUGGGAGUUAGUUGGUCCCCCCUCCUUCACCCAAGAAAGAAAGAACAUUCCAUUAAUUGGCAAUUAUAGGAGUAUUUAUUCCCAUUUCUAAAUGGGGUUUUAGCAAGCUAGAUUUGUUCCAGCAUUAAUUGUUCGGUAGCUCAAUCUUGACUUGUCUUCUGAUUUGUAAUUUAAUGCUUCUCGUUUUCACUGAACUGGGCAGGGGCCACUCAGUGCUUUUAGUUUCUUUCCCUUGGGCUUAUUCGUGAUUAGCCAAGAAUACAAAGAAGGUACAACCUUGGAGGACUUACUCAUGAUUCAUUGAAUGUAAUUUGGAAAUUUGGAUUCAUGGGUUGCUUCAAGAUUCUUGUGAUAGUGUUGGUUAUUUGCUGUUUCUUUAUAGAAAACACGUACCAGUUACAGUCCUAUGAAAUUCAAGCUCUUCUUCAGUUGAGGAAGCACUUGGAAUAUCCAGUUCAGCUGGAUGUUUGGGAGAAUGACGAUGGAGAUUUCUGCAGCUUAACUUCAACACUUCAUAUGAGCAUUACUUGUCAAGACAACUCUGUUACUGAGCUCAAAAUCAAGGGUGAUAAGUUGGUUAAGUUAACUGAAUUUCAUGGAUUUGCUGUUCCAAACCAAACAUUAUCUGAGGGUUUUUCCAUUGAUUCAUUUGUUACCACUUUGACAAGGUUAAGUAACUUAAAGGUUCUUACUUUAGUUUCUCUUGGUAUUUGGGGACCCCUUCCUGAUAAAAUUCAUAGGUUGGCUUCACUUGAACUUUUGGAUAUGAGCUCAAAUUUUCUAUUUGGUUCUGUUCCUUUUCAGAUGUCAAGAUUGAUAAAGCUUCAUACUUUAAUAUUUGAUGGCAAUUUUUUCAAUGAUACUAUCCCUGAUUGGUUCGAUUCUUAUAACAAUCUUACUAUACUAAGCUUGAAGAACAACAGGUUGACGGGCCAGUUUCCUUCUUCAAUGUCUAAAAUCACGACCCUCACUGACAUUGUUCUGUCACACAAUGUGCUUUCUGGUAAAUUGCCUGAUUUAACGGCCUUGUCUAAUUUGCUUUUACUGGAUUUAAGGGAAAAUCAUUUGGAUUCUGAACUGACACCCUUGCCAAAAAGACUUACCACAGUUCUACUUAGCAGUAACGCUUUUACGGGUGAAGUCCCGGAAGAAUUUGGCACGCUAAAUCAACUGCAACACCUUGAUUUGUCAAAUAAUUCUCUCGGUGGGAUGGUGCCUGCUGGCUUAUUCUCUUUGUCAAGCAUCAGUUACUUGAAUUUAGCGUCUAAUGUUUUCAGUGGUUCACUUCCUAGCAGUCUCACUUGUGGGGGUGAACUUGGUUUUGUUGAUAUUUCUGAUAAUAGAUUGGUUGGUAGGCUUCCUUCUUGCUUGAACACCGUUUCAGAUAAGCGAAUUGUUAAGGUCAGUGAAAAUUGCUUGUCUCUUGACACUCAAUAUCAGCAUUCCGAGGGCUAUUGCAAACAAGCAAAUUCAGAUAAGAAACGGAUCACAGUGAAAGAAAUAGCAUUAUUGACAGGUGUUAUUGUGGGGAUUGUAAUUGUUGUGGUGUUUCUGUUAGUUGCGCUUCUACUCUUUCGUAGAAGUCAGCGUGCACAUAACAUGGUGGAUCAGCACAUGCUUCCGAAAGUUGUGCAACAUAAUGCACAACCCCAGGUUCCUUCUGAACUCCUAGCAAAUGCCAGAAUAAUUUCUCAAGCGGCAAACAUAGGAUCACAAGGUGCCCCAUCAUAUCGGGUGUUCUCCAUGGAAGAGUUGCUAGAAGCAACAAAAAAUUUUGAUCAGUCGACGUUACUUGGUGAAGGGUCAGUUGGAAAAAUUUACAAGGGAAGAUUAGGGAAUGGAGCUUACGUCGCUGUAAGGUCAUUAAAUGUGUACAGAAGAUACUCUAAUCGGAACCUCAAACUACGGUUGGAUUUACUGUCAAAGUUUCGUCAUCCCCAUUUAGUUAGCCUUCUGGGUCACUGCAUUGAUGGUGGGGCACCAGAUGAUUCAACUGUGCCCAGAAUUUUUCUCAUAUAUGAAUAUAUCUCUAAUGGAAACUACCGUGCUCAUCUAUCAGAAAAUAGUACAAGAAAGAUCCUCAAGUGGUCAGAUAGGUUGUCGGUGCUGAUUGCCGUUGCCAAGGCUGUACACUUUCUUCACACAGGUGUAAUUCCUUCUUCAUUUAGCAACCGCUUGAAGACAAGUAACAUAUUGCUUGAUGAGCAUAACAUGGCAAAACUAAGUGAUUACGGGAUGUCCAUUCUUAUGGAAGAAAGUGAAAAGGCAAAAGGAGAAGAUGUCACCUCCUGGCAUAUGACGAAGAAAGGGGAUGAUGUUUAUAACUUUGGUUUCAUAUUACUGGAGUCGCUGGUUGGGCCUACUGUUACUGGAAAAGGAGAAGCAUUUUUGUUUAAGGAAAUGGCAUCCUUUGGCAGCCAAGAUGGUCGACGCAGAAUCGUGGAUCCAGUAGUGUUAAGCACUAGCUCCAAUGAGUCUUUGUCAAUUGUAAUAUCCAUCACCAACAAAUGCAUAUCUACAGAGUCAUCAACUCGCCCCUCGUUUGAGGAUGUUCUCUGGAACCUACAAUAUGCUGCUCAAGUCCAAGCUACAGCUGAUGCAGAUCAGAAAUCCGAAGUUACUUCACCGUCAUGAGCUAUUUCAGAGGUCCAACUACAUCGAAUCAACGAUAUUUGGUCAUAUAGAAUGGGACCAAGUUAGCUGAUUUCAUGAUGGUUGUGGAAGUACCAAGUACCAAGUACCAACCAGUAGGCUAGCCUUAAUUAAGACUCAAGUUUAAGCUACAGGUCCUCCCACAUUGUCUUUAUUUUGCAUUAGAAAUUUAUAGGUGAUGUUUGCAUAUAGCAUAGGCCAUAGGCCCUCAUUUUAAAUUUAUCCUUGAUAGAAUACAACUAGAACUAUAGUAUUUGUUAUUUCUUGUGGGUGAUCAAAACUUUUGGUCCGGAUGUCACUGACAGGAGGCAAUUGAGAUCUAGAUUCAGAGAAAAUACUUUAGUCAUCAUGUAUUUGGUGCAACCGAAACAAAAAUGUGGAUACUGCAACUGCAAGACAUUAUGACUAAUGCCAUCAAAUUUUUUGGUGGCUGCUGUUUGGAGCAGUUAGUUGAGAGACCAGACCAUACUACUCUAUAGUAUAACUUGCACAGAGGACUAACCGAUGCAAAAAGGAAAUGAUUUGUUAUGUUCAAUUACUUGUAUCAUUUACCGAUUUUUUUUUUCCUGUUAUUACUUUUAUUUUUGUGAAAAGAGUAACAUUUGCGAAUGAGCUGAGGACCA